AAUCAGUCUACAGAGCUCCUGCAGCGCUGCUCGAGGAGAGAGCGGAUCACUGCACGUUUGGUCACUGCAAAAGAUGAUAAAAUAACGUGUAACAUGUCUGAUAAACACUGUCCCAGUCAGUGCCAACCUGCCCUUCUGGGUGGGUUAUUUAUGACAAACAUGCUUCAUUAGCCACUGUCCACAGACACAUCUGUCACCAUGGAGACUGCCACAGGAAGUGAGGAUGUUGGGGCAGCAGGGGGGCAACAAUCAGACUCUGUUUCCCAUGAUGCUCCACAACCUCAGUCACAACCUUCAGUGAAAAUACGCAAGACUGGUUUCAAGUUUUUUGGUGUUCGAAAGAGCUUCUGUGUCCUGCCAAGCUUUUUUGGUGGCCUUAGCAGAAGUCAAGGAAAGGGCUCAUCCAAAACAGGUGUAACAAAAAGCCAAACAUAUGAUGGGGUGAGCAGAGCAUGCUGGGAAGAUCUGGAAAGAGGCAGCGCUGAAGUGGCCUCAGGGGACUUUGAGUUCUGCAGCUCUAGCGAACCACUGAAAACACAGGAGGAUCACAGGAAGUCCCAAUCACUUCCGCGGCAGCGGAGAGGUCUUCGGGGUUUCUUUAGCAGCAUAAAAAGACACAAAAAGAACAAAAAUGUUGUACUGGAAAAGCGUGAGACACUUGAAAUGUCCUUAAGCCUCUGUGCCAAAACAGUGUCUGGUGCCCUGUUGAGCGUCAGUGAUAGUAGCGAUAACUAUGGCGACAGUCAGGGCAAAAAGUUGGUACCAGAUGUGCCUAACCAAACCGCUGGCAGUGGGUGUAUAAUGCCAUUGGCCGCCACUGCUGCUGAAUGUACAAAAGAUGUAACUUUAGUGCCUGAGAAAAGCAGAGGAGAGAUGGAUAAAAGGAAGAGAGUAGAAGAAGAGGAGAAUUGGCAAGAGAAGCAAAUCGAGAGGCGGAAAGGAAUGACUACAUAUCAUCAACCUUUGUCUGCUGAGUCUGAUCUAGACCGUUUGGCUGAGCAGAAUAUGGACAUACCAGAUAGGGAGCUGCCUGCUGUAUCCUGCUCAUCUGACAGUGUGAACUUAAUGUUUGGUGAUGUUUCAUCAUUGAAGAGCUUUGAUUCGCUGACAGGUUGUGGAGAUAUCAUUGCAGACCAGGAUGAUGUCAGCGUUGCUGAAAGCACAGUGUCUGGUGAGAGAGGUGGCCGAAAUGCUGGAAAGCGGAGCUCCUGUUUUGUCACGUAUCAAGGUGGAGGGGAGGAGAUGGCAACACCUGGAGAGAUGGAAGGAGAUUACUUGCAGAGCUUAUGGGAAUCAGAAGCUAUUGAUGAAGUUUGCUACGUCUCCUCGGACAGGGGCUCAGACAGCCCUUCACUCACUCCUGAUCAGCAAAUCAGCUCCAUUCGUGCAAACACCAGCAGCAGCCCAUUGGACAUCACAGAAAUGGCCCUGAGCCCCGCUAACCUUUUGAGCCCUCAGAGUGAUCGUCAAGAGUCUGUACCCAACAGUGACGAGGGAUACUAUGACUCCACCACACCAGGAAUGGAGGAGGAGAAUAGAGAUCGUCCAUAUCAGGAAAGGCUUCCACGGGACAGCUACAGUGGCGAUGCCCUUUAUGAACUUUUUGAGCCUGACGAUCGCCUGCUCAGCCCAACUAUUCCUCCUGCAAGCUUGCAGGGUAAUAAGAGUCCAACCAACCCUCUGUACACCCUGGCAUCCACUGCCCUAGAGACAGGUGCUAUGGAGACGGAGGAGGAGCGUCUGAGCAAGAUUCAGCAUGCCCUUCUGUGCUGUGAGCUCCAAAAUCUUAGAAGCCCAUCCAAAGACCAACUUCUGUUCCAUGAUGACUGCUUCUAUGAUGAUUCAGGUGCUACCACAGGCAAUGGUAAGACGGCUUUAGAGGAAGUUAUUAAUCCGCGCUAUCCUCAAUCACCACCAAGAUCCCAGGCAGAACCAGUGAAAGAACCAGUGCCUCAAAGCAGGGGUCAGAUCCAGGGUAGUCCAUUGUUUGAAUCUCAUGCAAGUUCAGGGCUUAGCCCAAAUGUUCCAGAACUACCCAGAUUGCAUAAAUCCAAGGAUCAAAGCGCCUUUCUGCCUACCAGAGGCUGCAGCAAAUCCCAGGAAGAGCUGAUGGUCUGUUUUUCCCAAGCGCUGGUAGAUUUUACAAAGAACACCCGGCUUUACUGUAACUCCACAGAGAGUCUCGAUGGCUCUGAGACAAGUUCUCCUUUUGGCCCAAGUCUGAAUGCCCUGCCUGCCAUUGUCACAUUCGACGUGGUCGACAUGGAGAAUGAGUGUGAAUGUGAACAGCAGACCGAGCUUGUUGAGGAGGAGGAAUCCCCUUAUGAGCCCUGUGAAGAUGAUGGCUGUUACCUGCAGCAGGAUGCCUUUGCAGAGUGUGACCAGCGUACCAUUGAUGCCUACGAACAAAGUCUGUUGCUUAGUAACGUGUGGGGCAUCACCAGCCUUCCACGGCACCUCAGUUUGGGUCGGCCAUUUCCCCCAGUCCCUGCCCCAUUAGCACUAAAUCGACGCAGUCGCUCACUUGAUACGGACAGUCUGGAGUUUCAGACUAGUGAGUUUUACACCUAUGACUCAAAGAGUAGGACUGGAGAAUGCAGUGACGUGGCGUUAUCACGCCAACCCUUCAGGGUAACUGUGGAUGGUUUGAGGCGGGGUUGUGGGCGGGACUUUGAAUCUGCCCAGCAAAGCAGCUCCUCACCUCAGCAAGAGCUGCUGAAGUUACCACAUGUGAGCCAAUCCGUUAUUAGACCUUCACAUCUCCCCUUACAGAGAAACUGUCAUAAUCGUAACCUGGCUGGUGUAUUCAGAGAUGAUGGUGAAGGGGAGAUUUUGUUUGGAGGAGGGGAUGCGCUUUACCCCUGCAGUUACCCCCCAACAAGCACUCAGUGGAAGAAUCGACCUGUUGGGGUCACUCAGGGUGUGCCCCACCUUUGCUCUGAGCAGUCCGCUAAUCUGAGAGAAAUUAAAAUAAAGAGCAGGAGUGGGGAGAAUGAGGGGACUUUACCAUUAGACCCCCCAAACCAUAAAUAACAUACAAAUUACUCUCCUGCUCAAAAUAAAAAGAAUAAUGCAGUUAGAAAAGUCUUGUCACUAAAGACAAAGCUGGAUGUUUACUGACACUGAAUUUUAUCACACAAUUGCACCAUACACUCACUGUAGUUGCUGUUACUGCUGGAUAAGCUAUAGUAUUCCUUUGUGAUAUACUUUGUAUAUUUUAAGCUACAUUUUAGCUUCUGUGAGUUUAAGAGGAAGUGUUUAUCUGUUGUCUAUAUACAGAUUCCAUAUUGCUUUACAUAUUUUGCCAGUGACCCAGGUAUUUUGUUUUUUCGCUAUAUGUUUUAAUUAUGUUUGCAAAAAGACCACAAUCCUAUGAAUGAAUUAUUUUAGCACAAGAAUGAAAAAUGUGCUUCAUUGGCACAUUCAUUAGAUUACUGAGGAGGACCUAGUUAAAGGUAUAGUUCACCCAGAAAUGAAAUAUCUGUCAUUAUUUACUUAUACUUAUGUUGUUCCAGACCUCUAUGACUUAAUUGCUUUAUUGGAACACAGAUGCAGAUAUUAGGUAGUGUGUUAUUCUCAGUUACCAUUCAUUUUCAUAGCAUCUUUGCAUAAAAUGAAAGUGAAUGGUGACUGCCUAACUUCUACUUUUGUGUUCUAUGGAAGAAACACAUAAGGGUUGAUGACAUAAAUGAUGACCGGGUUGACUUUCAAAGUAUACUUUUUUCACCUUUUUUACAAACACAUUCGACAGAUGUGUGCUAUGACUGCUUCGUGAUAAUCUUUUAAAGGCAGUCAAUGACAGGUGCAUGUGCUAAUGAUUCAUAUAGUCGAGCACUAUCCGCUAAGCUAGAAAAUCCGGGCCCCAUAAAGACAGUCCGUGCAGACUACUGCUGACGAAAUUUACAUCACUUCAGACAGUACAUUUUCCGAUCAGCAGCACGGAUAACUGAUGUAUACUUUGGCUUUAUCUUUAAAACAUAAAUUUUUUUUCUGAAGCAAUAGAUUUUUUUCUUGUAAUUGAAAAGAUGCUGUUACAAGAUUUUUAUGUUUACUUCUUGGAAUCUCUUAUGAUGCUAGUCACACAUUUGUUUUCUUAUUUAAUAUUUACUUUUUUUUUUUAUCUCAAAAGAACACUAAAAUCUAUUAAGUCACAUAUUCAGUAUUUGGUGGCAUUGCCAACAUUUUUUGCCCAAACCCCUAGUAAUCUUGUGUCGACUAUUUACAUAAGACUUGAACAGGACAGCAGAGACAUUAAAGGGAUAGUUCACCCUGUGAACUGACAAUUCUGUCAUCAUUUACUUGCAUGUUGAUUAAAUCCUGACAAAUUUUUCUUCGGUGGAACAGAAAUGGAGGUUUUAGGAAGAAUGUUAGCCUCAGUCACCAUUCACUUUUGUUGUUUGGAGAAGAAAAAAUGCAUUGACAGUAAUUGUGACUUAAGUUAACAUUCUACCUAACAUCUCCUUUUGUGUUUCACGGAAGAAAGGAAGUCAUAAUGGCUUCAAUCAAGAUAUGAGUGAGUGAAUUAUGACAGAAUUUUCAUUUUUGGGCUAAGGUUUUGCAUUUUGGGUUUCUCCAAUUUGAAUUACUUGGGGGUCGAUUUGCUGAAAUAUGUAGCCAUUGUUUAAUUUCCUUUUUUUGCUGCAAAACAGUAUGUGUUUAGUUGGAUGUACAGUUGAAGUCAGAUGUUUACAUACACUCAGGUUGAAGUCAUUAAAACAAUUUUUUUAACUACUCCACAGAUUUCAUAUUAGCAAACUAUCGUUUAGGACAUCUACUUUGUGCAUGACACAAGUAAUUUUUCCAAAAAUUGUUUACAGUGUGUUUCAAUUUUAAUUAACUAUCACAAUUCCAGUGGGCCAGAAGUUACAUACACUAAGUUAACUGUGCUUUUAAGCAGCUUGGAAUAUUCCAGAAAAUGGUCAAGCCUUUUGGCAAUUAGCCAAUUAGCAUCUGAUUAGAGAUGUACUGAAUUGGAGGUGUACUUGUGGAUGUCAUCAUGGGAGAGACACAUUCUGUCUCCUAGAGAUGAAUGUAGUUUGGUGUAAAGUGCAAAUUAAUCCCAGAACAACAGCAAAGGACCUUGUGAAGAUGCUGGUGGAAGAAGGCAGACACGUAUCUAUAUCUACCAUAAAAUGAGUCCUAUAUCAACAUAACCUGAAAUGCUGCUCAGCAGGGAAGAGGCCACUUCUCCAAAAUACCAUUAAAAAGCCAGACAAUGGUUUGCAAGUGCACAUGGGGCAAAGAUCUUACUUUUUGGAGAAAUGUCCUCUGGUCUGAUGAAACAAAAAUUUUACUGUUUGGCCAUAAUGACCAACGUUAUGUUUUGAGUAAAAAUGGUGAGGCUUUCAAACCGAAGAAUCAUCCCAACUGUGAAGCAUGGGGGUGGCAGCAUCAUGUGCUUUGCUGCAGGAGGGACUGGUGCACUUCACAAAAUAUAUGGUACUGUGAGGAAGGAAAUUUAGUGGAUAUAUUGAAGCAACAUCUUAAGACAUCAGCCAGGAAGCUAAAGCCGGGUCGUAAAUGGGUCUUCCAAGUGGACAAUGACCUCAAGCAUACCUCCAAAGUUGUGGCAAAAUGGCUUAAGGACAACAAAGUCAAGGUAUUGGAGUGGACAUUACAAAGCCCUGAUAUCCAAAAAUUUGUGGGCAAAACCGUAAAACGUGUGCGAGCAAGGAGGCCUACAAACUUGGCUCAUUUACACCAGUUCUGUCUGGAGGAAUGGGCCAAAAUUCCAGCAACUUAUUGUGAGAAGCUUGUGGAAGGCUACCCAAAACGUGUGACCCAAGUUAAACAAUUUAAAGGCAAUGCUACCAAAUACUAACAAAGUGUAUGUAAACUUCUGACCCACUGGGAAUGUGAUGAAAGAAAUAAAAGCUGAAAUAAAUAAUUCUCUCUACCAUUAAUCUGACAUUUCACAUUCUUAAAAUAAUGUAGUAAUCCUAACGGACCUUAGACAGGGAAUAUUUUAUGAUAAAAUGUCAGGAAUUGUGGAAAAACUUAGUUUAAAUAUAAUUGGCUAAGUUGUAUGUAAAAUUCUGAUUUCUACUGUAUGUGAUCCAGUUAUCAGCCAUAUAUGGAUAUUUGCAUAUCCUGAUAAAUUUCAGCAUACAGUCUGUCAAGUAUGGCUCAAAGUCUUCAGUAAAUGUGAUCUGUGUAGUUUAUAAUCAAAGGGUACUGUCUUGAGUCCUUUUAUUGAUAAUGUCAGAAAGCCUUUAAUGACAAUAUGUGAUUGUUUUUCAUUGUUGUACUUGAGUCACGAUCAUUUACCCUCAUCAUAAUGCCAAAUUCAGCUUUACGCACUUACCGUUUUUAGUCAGUGCUUAUAUUUAGCUCUUAAGAAUGAAACAAUAUUUGUGAAUCCCUGCAAUUAAAUCAGUGUUUGUUUGAUAUUGAAUAUUCCAGUUCUUUUUAUGUUGUUUUUGUAUUUGGUAAAUUUGUGAUUGAAAAUGAAUGUCCAGACCCAGACAUUUUCACUGAAAUAACCAAAAGCAUAGGAAUUUUUUUUAAAUUCUUAUGUAUAUACACAGGCAAAGAAUGUUUGAAUAUCUCUCAACAUUUCUAUUUUUUAUUUUAAAUACUUGAAAACAGGAUUAAAACGCAUAUCAACCCGAUUACACGCCUUACACAAUGUCAUCCCACACACUGUAGUCAAGUAGGCACAUUCACACACAGGACUCAAAUUUGAUUGAAUCAUUCCUUUACUGGAAAUAAACCCUUUGAGAGAUCAGUAUUGCAAGUUUGUGAGUUCUUUUUUGAGUACCAUCCAAAGUGUUGUUUUGUUAUUCAGUGACUGAUUUCUGCUACGUAGGGUGUGAUCCUUGAUCAAAAUCAUGACACAAUAUUUCUAACCAUUCAGAUUUUAGUGA
This is a messenger RNA of Xyrauchen texanus (razorback sucker), 6866 nucleotides long. Its product is annotated as APC membrane recruitment protein 1-like. The transcript is spliced from 2 exons. Gene Ontology annotation, molecular function: beta-catenin binding; phosphatidylinositol-4,5-bisphosphate binding. The record is from RefSeq and is a predicted model, not a curated record. Gene Ontology annotation, biological process: regulation of canonical Wnt signaling pathway. The coding region runs from base 199 to 3033 and encodes 944 amino acids. NCBI's taxonomy places the organism in Eukaryota, Metazoa, Chordata, Actinopteri, Cypriniformes, Catostomidae. Gene Ontology annotation, cellular component: plasma membrane.